Molecule: messenger RNA, 493 nt
Organism: Paramecium pentaurelia
Lineage: Eukaryota; Ciliophora; Oligohymenophorea; Peniculida; Parameciidae
Source: the annotation of a GenBank genome assembly
AUGAUUACAAAUCUUUUUAGAGCAAUGAGAGACAAAAAAGCUCAAUAUUAAACGAAGAUAAAUAACAAAUGUUUUGAUAGAUGAACAAGAUUUAAAAAAAUUAAAGUAUCCUAACAUUUUUAAAUUAUUCAACUUUAUCAAGCUACAAAAAUUAUUUUUCAACACUAAUUAUCAAUAUUUAUUAAAUUUAUAAGGAGAACUUUUAGAAGGAUAAAGAUACAGGCAUGCUUUACUGAAAUUUUUGCAGCUAAUUAUAUUAGAUAGAUAUCCUUAGCUAAUAUAUAUUGUUAUGAGAAAUAUGUUGUUCACUGAGAUAUAAAGCCAGAAACUGUUAUUUUUGUUAACAAAACAGAAUUUAUAGUUAAAGCUAAUAGAUGUUGGUGAAUCCAAAUUUGUCAAAAAUAAAUCCAUGAGUAAAGAUGUUGGAACUUUUAGAUUCAUCCUUAUAGCUAGCCUUUUAUGUUGCUCCAGAAGUAUUGAACCAUUAAUAUGA